AUGUACACGGGCAUGGGGUUAAACGAGUUCACUGACGGUUGUCGACUCAAUAUUAUCAGGCGUUUCGUCUGUUUGCGUGUACCUCACCGUAUAGGCUUAAGUAGUAAAGGAGAACUGACUGUUACCUGGGUGUACAUGCCCCUAAGCAUCGUGCCUAGCUUCAUGAGCACCAACAACACGGAGGACGGGGUCCCUGCAGAUGUUGGUGCAGCAAGACCUGGGGAGCUUGACCCAGACAUUGACUUCUGGGCUUUUGGGAUUAUACUCUUGGAACACCAGCGUGAGGCAUACUGUCAGAAAAGUUUCGAAGUCAGAGAUCUGGUUCCAGAUCUAUCGCAUGAAUACCUCAAUUUACUGGCCACAUCCCGCAAAGCACAAAGCGGAAAGAGCUAG
Molecule: messenger RNA, 393 nt
Organism: Filobasidium floriforme
Lineage: Eukaryota; Fungi; Basidiomycota; Tremellomycetes; Filobasidiales; Filobasidiaceae
Exons: 2
Coding region: 1-393 (130 amino acids)
Source: RefSeq, a predicted model, not a curated record